AUACUUAUCGUGAGAAUCAUGGCCUAUCUCCCUGUGGUGAAGACACAUUAACCGUUGCCCGUACUAUGAGAGCCUCUUCACCCCCAGCAUCAGCGGCUGACCUCAUAGAGCAACAGAAUAACCAAAAAAGGAGACCAUUCAGAAGACAGGGACUGAUGAAGCAGAGCAGCUUAGAUGACAGUGUUGGUGAGUUGGAUCUUACUGCUGCAGCUGAUGAAGAUGAACAACCUCCCACUGAUAUGGACGAACCACCAGACUUGCCUCAGCCGCCCUCACCAAGACCUGGAACACCCAUUAAUAACCACAGCACCAAUAAAGGAUUACCUUGGACUCCAAAAGUACGACAAAAGGACAUAGACUCAUUUUUAGAUUCGACACGUGUGAAGUUUGUUGGUUUUCAGCUACAGGGGGAUAGGACUUCCCUAGCUGGUCUUCCACAACCAAUCCAUGAAGGGGUUAAAGUUCUUUCCAAGCAUGUAUAUGUAUCACUGUCUGAAGUACAAAUUAGACAAGAGGAAGAGAUCACAAGGAACCCAAUGUCUCGACCUGAAACAGACAUUCCACAAACACCUGCUGAAAUACUAUAUCAAGCAAUGCUGCCAACCCUUCCACAGUGCAUGAUAGCUUUGUUGAAGAUUUUGCUAGCUGCAGCACCAACUUCAAAAGCCAAAACAGACUCAAUAAAUAUCAUGGCUGAUGUAUUGCCAGAGGAAAUGCCAAUGACAGUUGUUCAAAGUAUGAAGCUUGGUGUGGAUGUAAAUAGGCAUAAGGAAGUGUUGGUGAAGGCAGUGUCUGCAACACUACUGCUGCUCCUGAAGCACUUCAGGAUAAAUCACACGUAUCAGUUUGAAUUCAUGUCACAACACCUUGUCUUUGCCAACUGCAUCCCACUCAUCUUAAAGUUCUUCAACCAAAAUAUUAUGGCUUAUGUGCAGGCCAAGAAUACGAUAGCACUCCUGGACUUCCCAGCCUGUGUAAUAGGAGACCCCCCAGAAAUGACAGCUGAGGCCCUGGAGGCAGGAACAGGUAGCCCGAGAGGGGGAAGCUUAAGCCCAGGUGGCAGUGGAGGAAGCCCCAGUGGGGGUGAGGGCAACAUGCAGGUAGUGUCUGGGACAUGCUGCUGGAGAAACAUGUUUUCCUGUAUCAACUUGCUGAGAAUCCUCAACAAGCUGUGCAAGUGGAAGCACUCUAGAAUAAUGAUGCUUGUUGUCUUUAAAUCAGCACCAAUACUGAAACGCACCCUCAAGGUGAAACAUGCUAUGAUGCAGUUGUAUGUAUUAAAACUAUUAAAGAUGCAGACAAAAUAUCUGGGUCGACAGUGGCGUAAAACCAACAUGAAGACCAUGAGUGCCAUCUAUCAAAAGGUGAGACAUAGAUUGAAUGAUGACUGGGCUUAUGGCAAUGAUCCUGAUGCAAGACCAUGGGAUUUCCAAGCAGAAGAAUGUGCUCUAAGAGCAUGUGUUGAUAGAUUCAAUUCACGAAGAUAUAAUAAUACAGUACAAGAUCCAGAUUUUGAACCACUAGACAAUUGUGUUACUAGUGUACUUGGUCGCCCAGUAGAACUAACUGAGGAAUUCAAGAGGCAUUAUGAAGUCUGGCUACAGCAAGAAGUAUUUUCAGCUUCUAUAGAUUGGGACCAGCUACUAGCACCCAGCAACUAAGAACAAAACUAUAUUUUAUGAUAAUAUGAAAAAGAACACACAAUAUUAACUCCCAGGUACAUACUUGUAUUGAGUCUAUUCAUUGAAUGUGGAUCAAAGAUAGAUCAUAACAGUGUAAUCUCAAGAUUAUCUGGUGUUCAGUCUAAAGUUAAUUAUGAUAAAAGUCAUUCUGAAUGUCAAACAUUUUUUUUUUAUAUGUAAUUUAGAUGCUUUUGAAGUCUGCAACUAAAAGCUAAGUCAAGAAGUUUGAGAAUUUUCUGAUGCUUACCCUUUUGUACUCCCUGGUACAAACCCAAUUGUAGGAGGUAGUAUAUUAAUCCAUUAUCCUGAAUGGCCAUCUGUUUUGUUCUUAUAGUUAGGAAUCCCUUUUUAAUUCUAGUCGAUGAACAAGCUGCUCAUUUGAGUCUGUGACCAGAACUCCAGUGUUGAUGUUUGAAUGAGCGAUUGUUACCAAUUAUAGGCAUUGGAAAAUUGUAUUAGGACUUAUUUAGCAGUAGAUUUGUAUGGAAAUGUAAAUUUGGCAUCUUUUUAGCUAUAUUCAUUUAUUUUUACUUACACUAAGAGUGGGAGACAAUGUUGGGUACCCUAUAAAAUGCUUUUAUAACCUUUGUUAUAAAGGCAGGGCUCGUAUGUUUCUGUUAAUGGUAAACUAUAUAUUAAGUAUAAUUAAUGUAUUUCAGUUCUGUUUAAUAUUAGAUAAUGAAAUAUUGAACUGAGCUAAUUUUAUUGAAGAAAAUAUGCAGUGUAGAAGCAGCAGAAAUAGUACAGAUGCAUAUUGUUAAAUGUUGACUUAGAAAUAUUCUUAACCCAAUGCUUCUCUGUCGCCAUAAUUUUGAUUCUGAUAUAUGAAAUAAUGAGGCCUUAAUGCUGUUCUUCAGCUGAAGUUUUUGUUAUAGCAUCCAGCCACCAUGGUGCCAAGUCCACAUUAUAGAAGCUUUAUAAACUGUGAUUGGACUUGUAUUAUGGCGGCAUAACAUGUAUUCACAGUAAGAUGGACAUUGUCAACAUGGCAUGCCAUACCUGUCAUCUGGAGGCAAAGGGUUAAGAGAUGCUUUAGUUGCAGAGUGUUGAAAUUUGUUGUUGGAUUCUUGCAAGGCAUUCAUCAUGUUGAAAGUUGACCUUGUUUAAUGAAGUGCUGCCAAGAAAAUGUAGUGUUCAGAAGUGCUCCAGAGCGGCAGUGUGUUAAUUACCAGACCUAAAUUUGACUUUGUUUCAAGAGAUAUUGGAAUGCAUAAUGAAUAUUUUGUCUAAUGUUAAAGUCGUAUGUCUUCUUUAUUCUUAACCUGUAAGUAAAUAAAGAUGUUCUACAAUAA
Molecule: messenger RNA, 2974 nt
Organism: Penaeus monodon (black tiger shrimp)
Lineage: Eukaryota; Metazoa; Arthropoda; Malacostraca; Decapoda; Penaeidae
Gene: Strip
Product: striatin-interacting protein 1 homolog
Biological process (GO): cytoskeleton organization
Cellular component (GO): cytosol
Source: RefSeq, a predicted model, not a curated record